Molecule: messenger RNA, 3400 nt
Organism: Rubroshorea leprosula
Lineage: Eukaryota; Viridiplantae; Streptophyta; Magnoliopsida; Malvales; Dipterocarpaceae
Source: the annotation of a GenBank genome assembly
AAACAACAAACUAAACCCCCCCUUCUCCCUCCACUCGCCUUCAUCUCAACGGUCAGAUUUCUUGGUUCUUCCCCCUCCCCCCACCCCCUUCUGCCGUGCACUGACUCUGUUGCUCACUUCCUUGUCUUCUUCUCUGCCAUGUAACAUGACCGUGUCUACUUGCUUCCAUUUCCUGUCUCCGGUUCUGGGUCUUUGAAAUCUCCCUCGGAUCUAGUGUUCUAAAAUGUUUUCUCGUCUGCGAUUCUACCUGCUGGCACCAUGACUGUGACUAUUCAAUUGGGUUUUCUCGUCGUCAACGCAUUAGACCCGUCUUUCUCAGUUGUUGUCAUACAUUUUGAUAUGGGUUGUGGAGGAUCCAAGUCUGACGAUUUGCCCGUGGUCAAGCUCUGCAGGGAGCGGAAGGAGUAUAUUAAAGCGGCGUCCGACCACCGAUUCGCCCUCGCCGUCGCCCAUGUCAACUACUUCCAGUCGCUCCGGGAAGUGGGGGAUGCGAUUCGCAGGUUUGUUGAUGAGGAGCUUGUUUUGGGGGAUUCCUCCUCGCUUUCUGAUUCUCCGGUCCUGACUUUGCCAUCUGACGAUUUCAAACCAUCCUCGAAAAGGAAGAAACAUAAAGGAGACGGAACCCAUGAUUCUUCUUCGGCUUCAAUAGAAGAUAGCAGCAGCAGACAUGUGAAACUAGAGAAGGAACAGAGUGAUGUUGAGGAUUCCCAUUUGCAUUUGUCGUCUGGGUCGGCUUCAAUUUUGGGUUCUCAUUCAGAAUCACCUUCUUCAUUGGGUUAUACGCAUACUCAUUUCGAGGGAGAAGAAGCUGCGCCAUCGGAACCUUACGGCAAUGGCUAUUCUUACCCCUAUCCUCCUCAAGGAAAUUGGGAAUAUCCUUAUCCUCCUCAGGGAAAUUGGGAAUACCCAUAUCCUCCUCCGGGUAAUUCCACGCCCCAUACGUAUUACAUGAAGAAAUCUGCAACACCUUCUCAGUCGUUUGUGUACCAGGAGCCAGAUAGCUAUUCGGCUUAUGGGUACUCGGGUUCUACUCCGUACCCCAAUGGAGGAGGGUUUUCUGGCUACCCUAUGGGCUCGCCUCAAGGGGACUAUGGGGGAGUGCAGAGGAAUUCUCCUGCCGCUCCACCACCAGCCCCACCAUCACCACCGAGCGUUUCCGCAUGGGAUUUUUUCAAUGUGUUUGAUAGCUAUGAUGGUGGAGGGUACCCGGGUUAUUACCCGCAGAGUAGAUACGGGUAUGGAUCGAGCACGAGCAGCCCGGAUUCUAAGGAGGUAAGGUUGAGGGAGGGGAUUCCUGAGCUAGAAGAUGAAACAGAGCCAGAGAUGUUGAAAACAUUCUACAAACAGAAGAAGAAAAUGGAGGAGGAAAUGAAUAACGUGAACAGGAAUAGGAAUUUUGGUGAGGGUACUUCCAGGGCAGUGCCUGUUCAAAACGGUAGUGAGGAAUCAACUUCGAGCUCAAAGUACUUUUAUUUUGAUGCAACUUCGACUUCGAACUCAAAAGGAGUGCCAUCACAGGACAGUAAGAGCCCAGAGUCUGGUCAUAUUAAAUUUGUGGGUAGUAGUCCUGAUACUAUUGCAUCAAAGAGCCCUGAAGAAGAGCAUGUGAAGAAGAAAGGAGUGAAUUUUGAGGUAGAGGAGGCAUCUGUAAAGGAAGUUGAGUCAUCUAAAUACAGUAGCUUAACUACAUUGUCUGUUCAUGGUACAAAAGACCUCCGAGAGGUUGUGCAGGAGAUAAGAGAUGAGUUUGAGAUUGCCUCCAGUUACGGGAAAGAGGUUGCAGUGUUGCUUGAGGUGAGCAGGCUGCCUUAUCAGCGUAGAAGAACUGGGUUUAGAGUAAUAUUUUCCAGGAUCCUCUAUUUGGUGGCACCAAACAUUUUAUCUUCACACUCUCUACCCAGAUCGUCAAUACGAUUAACUUCUAGAACAAUGAAGCUGGCAAAAGACUACCAUGAGGCAUAUGGGCAAGACCUAAACACAAGGCAAGGAAACAUAUCAGCAACUUUGGAGAAACUUUAUGCAUGGGAGAAGAAACUAUACAAGGAAGUUAAGGAUGAGGAGAGGCUCCGGGUUAUUUAUGAGAAGAAAUGUAAGCAGCUGAGAAUGUUAGACAACCACGGAGCAGAGUCCAGUAAGAUUGAUGCCAUUCAGGCUUCAAUAAGAAAAUUGCUAACUAAAAUUGAUGUUUCCAUCAAAGCUGUUGGUGUUAUAUCCAUAAGGAUACAUAAGCUACGGGAUGAAGAACUGCAGCCUCAGCUCACUGAAUUGAUUCAUGGAUUGACAAGAAUGUGGAAGUCCCUGCUGAGAUGCCAUCAGAAACAAUUCCAAGCAAUCAUGGAGAGCAAACUUCGCUAUCUAAGAGCAAAUACCGGCUUUCAAAGAGACUCAGGUUUGAAAGCUACUCUUGAACUUGAGGCAGAACUUCUUGAUUGGUGUUCUCGGUUUAAUAAUUGGAUUGCCACACAAAAAGCUUAUACUGAGUCCUUGAAUGAGUGGCUUAUGAGGUGCCUUACUCGCGAGCAAGAAGUAACUGCUGAUGGAGUUGCUCCUUUCUCUCCAAGUCGGCUUGGAGCUCCCCCAAUAUUUGUAAUUUGCAACGAUUGGUUCCAAGCUAUGGAUAGAAUCUCAGAAAAGGGUGUAGCAAAUGCAAUGCAGAAAUUUGCUACAAGCUUACGUGAGCUAUGGGAAAGGCAAGAUGAGGAGCAACGACAGAAAACCAGGGCACAGUACCUCUCAAAGGAUUUCGAGAAAAGGCUUAGGAACCUACGCAUGGAAAGAGAGAGGUUACAAAAUGAUCAAGAUGCAUUGUCAGAAAGAACUGCUGCUUCCAAAGUUCCUUCUGACAGUGGAAUUUCACCACUAGAUGAUCUGAAGGUAGACUUGGAUUUAAUGAGGAAGAAAUUAGAAGAGGAGAGGGCCAGGCAUAAGGAAGCUGUAAAAUUAGUUCAUAAUGCUGCAUCAAACAGUUUACAAGCAGGUUUGAUCCCAAUCUUUGAAGCUUUGGGCAAUUUUAGCUCAGAGGCUUUGCAAGCUCAUGAGCAGGUCAGACUUCAACAUGCCGCAACUCAUAGGUAACUGCAUGAGUGAGAGGAACUGUGCCCUUGUGAAUGUAUAGUUUGUUGCAGUGAGAGGUUUAGAUAAGAUACACACAGAUAAAGAAGGAAGGAUCUAGAAAGUGGGGUUAUUGGGUUGUUCAAUGUAAUAUGAAGUUGAAUGUUUUGGAAUAACCCCUUAAAUGAUUGUACAUAGGUAGGAAUUUUGUACAGAAAUUCAUUUAUUGGUUUAUUGUUGUCUGUUAGAUGUAUUGGUUGUUGGUGGACUGCCUGGAGGGAGGCAUUAGCAUGGCAGUGUAACAACAAAAAUUUUGAUUGACAAAUUAUAAGAAAGCUCUUUUGGGAAG